AUGUCUCUCAAGAAAGUCCUCCUUGUCGGUGCAAACGGAACUCUAGGCUCAGUCCUACUCGAAGGCCUCGUUUCCUCAAACUCUUUUGACGUCUCUGUCGCCAGACGUGAAUCAUCCAAAUCAACACCAGCGCACGCCGAAUCCAUCUCCAUCGUCACUAUACCAGACGAUUUCGCCAUUGACGCUUUAAUUUCCGCUCUCAAAGGCCAAGAUGUUGUCAUUGCUUCAUUCCCGUUGACAAAUGUUGUCGAUCAGCAUCUCCGUCUCGCAGAAGCUUCUGCCAAGGCGGGCGUGAAACGCUUCAUUCCUGCCGACUUUGGAAGCUGUGAUGCGCAGAGCGAGCAAGCCAAGAAGCUACUAAAGCUUUACCGCGACAAGGAUGAAGUUAGGAACAAGGCUAUUGAGCUUGUGAAAGAAUAUCCCGAUUUCUCUUGGACGUCUAUUGUGUGUGGACAUUUCUUCGACUAUGGAAUUCGCGACGGUUUGCUACACACCGAUCUCACCACCAAUACCGCCGUGAUUCUCGACAAAGGCGACGUUCCAGCUUCGGCAUCCACACUCUCGCGUGUUGCCGAAUCUCUUGUCGCAGUACUCAAGCACCCAGACAGCACAAAAAACCGCCUCCUAUAUGUGCAAAGCUUCUGCAAGACACAGCUGGAGGUGGUAGCAGCCCUAGAAAAGGCGACAGGCGCAGAGUGGAAGAAGGAGUUCGUGAACUCGGAUGAGUUCCUACAGGAACAAACCGAUAAGAUGGCCGUGAAAUAUGAUCCACAUGCGCUGGAAAAGAUUGUGUUUGUGCUAGGAGCACUCGACGCCGAGUGGCCCAAGAGGGGAGAUGCAUUCGCCAUGAAGGAGUUGGGACUUGAAGAUGAGGACCUUGACGAAGUUAUCGGGGGAAUUGUUAAACAGUGGAGGAAGGAGAAGGAGAGCAGCAGAAGAAGUGAUGGGAUGGGUCUUGUUAUCUGA
Fusarium poae is the source of this 966-nucleotide messenger RNA. RefSeq lists its product as uncharacterized. Bases 1 to 966 code for a protein of 321 amino acids. The transcript has a single exon. The record is from RefSeq and is a predicted model, not a curated record. Gene Ontology annotation, molecular function: oxidoreductase activity. Lineage: Eukaryota; Fungi; Ascomycota; Sordariomycetes; Hypocreales; Nectriaceae.